Molecule: messenger RNA, 342 nt
Organism: Penaeus monodon (black tiger shrimp)
Lineage: Eukaryota; Metazoa; Arthropoda; Malacostraca; Decapoda; Penaeidae
Product: galactose-specific lectin nattectin-like
Exons: 2
Source: RefSeq, a predicted model, not a curated record
UUAUCAUUGCCGUAUCCAGGGAGGACAUGCGACCCCCCCUUCUCCCCCGUCGGCGACUCGUGUCUGUUGCUGAACCUGGCGCUGAAGAGUGACUGGGCUUCGGCACGUCAGUUCUGCGUCGGAAAAGGGGCUGACUUGGCUCGCUUCUCCGAUGCUGCGGGUUACGCUGCCAUUCUCGAUUAUAUUAAUAAAAUCAACUCGGAGAAUGACUCGAUUGACGUGUGGCUUGGUGGCACUGACGAGGCUCUGGAAGGGACGUGGCUGUGGGUCACAGGCGAACUCAUGCCCCGAGGACCACCGUUCUGGGGUUCCACAGACAGGUAAAUUUUGUUCUGCUUUUAA